GCGCAGGAGCCGGCGGCGGCGGCGGGGUCGGUUGCGUGGUCCCGCGCUCCGCACCUGCUCGCCUCGGUCCGCCCGGUGGCGGCGGCGGCCGCCGUAACGGUCGUAACGGCCUUCUGCGCCCCCUGGGGGAGUGGGGCGGCGGCGGCGCGGCAGGUUAUUCAGCAAUAGUUAUGAACUCCCGUUUACGAGCCUUAGGUGGGAGGAUAAAUAACAUACGAGCGUCAGAACUACCAAAAGAGAAAACACGAUCAGAGAUUAUCUGUAACGUCCACUUUUUGGAUGGCUCAGUACAAAGCUUCAAAGUCAACAAACAAGACACUGGACAGAUUUUGUUGGAUAUGACCUAUAACCAGUUGGGUGUGACGGAGAAGGAAUAUUUUGGUUUACAGCAAAAUGAAACUUCAGUAGAUUCACCUUUUUUCAUUUCACAGCGAUGGCUUGAACCAAACAAACCUAUUAGAAAACAGUUAAAAGGAGGUUUUCCCUGCACCCUUCGUUUUCGUGUAAGGUUUUUUAUACCUGAUCCUAACACACUUCAGCAAGAACAAACCAGGCACUUAUUCUUCCUGCAAUUGAAGACUGAUAUUGUGGAAGGAAGAUUGUCAUGCCCCAUUAAUUCUGCUGUUGUCCUGGCAUCAUAUGCAGUACAAUCACAACUUGGAGACUAUAACGCUUCAGUACAUCAUUCAGGAUAUCUAUCAAAUUACAACUUUAUACCAGAGCAGAACAAAGAUUUUCUUACCAAAGUAGAAUCGCUACAUGAGCAACACAGUGGCCUCAAGCAAUCUGAAGCAGAGUCCUGCUAUAUAAAUAUAGCCCGAACACUUGAAUUCUAUGGAGUGGAAUUGCACAGUGGUAGAGAUCUCCAUAACCUAGAUCUCAUGAUUGGGAUUGCAUCCGGAGGAAUUGCUGUGUAUAGAAAACUCAUCUGCACAAGCUUCUAUCCCUGGGUGAACAUAUUAAAAAUUUCCUUUAAAAGGAAAAAGUUUUUUAUACAACAACGGCAAAAACAUAAUGAAUCCAGAGAGCAUAUUGUUGCCUUCAACAUGUUAAAUUACAGAGCAUGCAAAAAUCUAUGGAAAUCUUGUGUAGAGCAUCACACAUUUUUUCAGGCAAAGAAAUCACUACCUCAUGAAAAAAAGAUAUUGUCACAUUAUUGGACCCUGGGUUCUAGAAAUCCAGCAAAGUCUGUAAACAACCAGUACUGCAGAAAAGUUAUAGGUGGGAUGGUUUGGAACCCAUCUAUGAGACGAUCUUUAUCGGUUGAGCAUCUAGAGACCAAAAGCCUUCCAUCUCGAUCACCUCCUGUUACCCCUAAUUGGCGGAGUCCUAGACUACGUCACGAAAUUCGUAAACCACGACACUCAUCUGUAGAUAACCUUACAAAUGAGAUUAGUUAUAUUACUGAAACAGAGGAUGUUUUUUAUACAUAUAAGGGCUCUCCAACAUCAAAGGACAGUGAUUCGGAGUUCUCUCAGAACCGUAGUCCACAAAGGAGGUCGUCUGAACAAGAAUCGCCAAAGAAUGUAUUGGGAAACAGUCCAACACGGAGUUCUCUGACCCGUACCUCACCUAAAGCCUUGGCUCAGUCUCCCAAUGGAGUUGGUAACAUUUCUGGCUCUUACGCGUUGGAAGGGGUCGAUAAACAGUUCUUAGAAACAUAUGACAAUAUUACAAAAAGUAACUCGACAGAAGAUUCCUGUCAGUACUACUGUGAUAAGAAUGACCUAAUUGAGGGAGAUUUACUUUUGGUGCGUAUCAUACCAGAUGAAGACGGGAAGUUUGGAUUUAAUCUAAAGGGUGGUGUGGAUCAAAAAAUGCCAUUAGUGGUAUCAAGAAUAACUCCAGGAUCACCUGCUGAUAAAUGCAUUCCAAAACUGAAUGAAGGUGAUCAGAUAGUAUUAAUUAAUGGCCGAGAUAUCUCAGAGCACACGCAUGACCAGGUGGUCAUGUUCAUAAAAGCCAGCAGAGAAUCUCACACAAGAGAGCUUGCACUUUUGGUCAGACGGAAAGUGGUUAAACAGUUUGUGGAGCCUAAAUCAGAAGACGAAGCUGAUUCCCACAAUCUCCCAGAAUCUCUUCUUCCUAUCUGUUCUGAUUAUGGUGGUGAUACACUGGAGGAGUCUAUGGAGCAGCUAAGGAAAGGGCUGGAAAGUGGGUCAGUCCUUAUUCAGUUUGAGCAACUUUAUAGAAAGAAACCAGGAUUGGCUGUUACAUGUGCAAAGGUACCUCAGAAUAUGGACAAGAACAGAUACAAAGAUGUUCUACCAUAUGAUGCCACAAGGAUAAUAUUGCAAGGAGAUGAAGAUUACAUUAAUGCGAAUUACGUGAAUAUGGAAAUUCCUUCUGUGGGCAUUGUGAACAGGUACAUUGCUACUCAGGGUCCUCUUCCACACACAUGUGCACACUUCUGGCAAGUAGUCUGGGAUCACAAGUUGUCACUGAUCAUCAUGCUAACAACUCUUACUGAACGAGGACGGACCAAAUGUCAUCAGUAUUGGCCUGAUCCACCAGAUGUAAUGGAAUAUGGCAGCUUUCGUGUCAGAUGCCACUCUGAAGAUUGUACGAUUGCUUAUGUUGUUAGAGAAAUGGUCAUUACAAAUGUUGAGACAGAACAACAACACACCAUCACCCAUCUCCAGUAUGUUGCUUGGCCUGAUCAUGGUGUGCCUGAUGACUCCAUGGACUUUUUGGAGUUUGUGACCUGUAUGAGGCCAAAGAGAGUAGAGAAUGAGCCGGUCCUUGUUCACUGCAGCGCUGGAAUCGGUCGCACUGGAGUAUUGGUCACUAUGGAAACGGCCAUGUGCUUAAUUGAAAGAAACCAACCUGUUUAUCCACUGGAUAUUGUACGAAAAAUGCGAGACCAGCGAGCUAUGAUGGUGCAAACAUCAAGUCAAUACAAAUUUGUUUGUGAAGCUAUUCUUCGUGUUUACAAAGAAGGAUUGGUUCGACCACUGGAUUCCAGUUAGCACAGCAGUGAAGGAUGAAUUCUCUUUUCCCCCGAAAAGACUGCUCCUUAAGUAAAGCAAGGGCUCAUUUCUGAAAGCAACUAUAAUGGACUAGAAGCCCAUGAAAAGACAGAUGAGCACAUUUGAACUGUGGCACUUUAAAUUUCUCAAGAAGAUUACUAAAUCAUGUACAGUAUAACAAAGUCAUGUAGAUAAAUAUAUGAGAGCAAUUGUGUGUAAUAUGCUUUAUUCACAUAGACACCAUAAACAAUCAUGGAAACCUUAAUAGAUAUCUUUUACUGCCUUAAAACACCCUUCACUUUUUUAUGUUACAAAGGUCCUUGUGUUUCUUUUGAAAAUGCAAAAAGGAAACUAAUAGUAUUGAAAUUAUUUGGCUUAAGAAGGUAUUUGAUAUCUUUGUAUUGUAUGAAAGUUCAUUGAAGGUGAAUAUUUGUAACUUUCUUAUUGGGACACUAAAUAUUUAUGGAAAUGUAACCUUGACUUCUGAAAGACUGAUGAAGAGCUUUAAAGGAUAAUGCAUAACUACUGUACAUUAAGAGCUGGAGAAAUUAAGUAUUCAGUUACCAUAAAUCUAUUAGUAAGUAUGCCAGCUGUUAUAAUAUGCUUCUUAGAAAUCACAUCUACUGUAUGUGAUGUGCAAAAUAAUGCUGCAUUUAAGCAUUUAUGCAGAUGGUACAGUCUACAUCUUCUGUUCAUCAAUUUUAAUGGCAACUUGCCCUUUUAACAAUGACCUGCUUCUUACAGUUUUAUUUACUGUACUCUUUCUCUUCUGUUUCUGCUGACUGUCUCCUUUAUACUUGUUUUUCACUGCUGUUUUUAUAUGUGGACUGAAAACAUUUUAACUUAAAACGAGGUUUAAUUCUUUCACCUUUGUUUCCAUGUGUAUUUAUGAGUUCUCAAAUGUAAAUGUGGGUUAAUGUUGCACACAAGUACUAUACUUUUGGCUAACUGUAUAUGCAAAGUAGUCUAAUCCAAUACUGGAAGAAAAAUUACUACUGAACCCUUCAAAUAUGUUGCUGCUAAUUCAAGGUGUGAAGCUUACAAGGGCACAGGUGUUGCUAGUGUUCAGAUAUUGAUAAAAUGUUGACUUGCUGCCCUUCAGCAAGAACUGCUCUUAUCCAGUGAGACACAACUCCCUUUUGCAAGAGGUCUGUGGAUUUACUGUGUUUCUUGCUUUAUGGAAAUGCAGCUAAAUUCCCAUGAAGAUUUACGUGAAAAGAGAGAAUGGAUUUGUACAUUGAUGAAUAAUUCACCCUGAGGUACACUGGUCUCCAUUUCAUUUCAAAUGGGAAAUUUCUGAACAAUAUAACCACAUUUGUAUGAUGUUAAUUUAUUUUGUGCGUGCUUUUUGAUUACCCUGAGAUAGUUCUUUGUUUUUGAGUAGUGUUUAAAAAAAAAUACUCUAAGGGACUGUUUAAAACUCUGUUAUUUAAAAGAUUAGUCCUAAAUAAGGAAAAAAAAUUAUGGGGCAUAUUAGCCAGAUGUUUAUACGUGUAUAAAAGAGAAAAUUAGAUAACUUUCUUUUUAGAUAUAUAUAUACACACACACAUAUUCAAGUAUAUUUUAGAAUUAUGGUUUGUAUUAUGGAUAUUGUCAUUUAUAUCUGGAGUUUCAUUAUAGAAACUGCCACAGCUGUACAAUAUGCAUCCUCUCCUGUUACCAGAAGGUUAUGUUUUUUCCCCAGGAGAUAGCAGAAAAGUGAAUGUAGGAUGUACUAAGUUGCUGACUCUUAUCUUCUGUAGACUUGGUCCUUUCUUCAAGAUCCCAUUAUUUGUUAUAGGUAAAGAAGAUACCUGGUUACUAUUUAUUGAUCCAAAGAGUUGUAAUUGGAAACUUGGAAAGCUUCUUGGCUUUGUUGGGUUGAAGGGUGAAUAGGUUUGUGCUCAUUCUCAUAUGCUGCAUUCCAGAUUUCACUUUCACUGAAGUUUUUGUAAUACUUUGGGUCAUUACCCUCUUGCUUGAUUGGUUACAGAAUGGAAGGCAAGAGACCGUAACUCUGAUUCACUCUUAACUUGCUAAACUGCAUCAGGUCGUUCAAUCUGUCUGUGACUCCAAAUGUAAAAUGAUACUGGACCUGCACACGUUGCUCGGGAAGCUUUUUUGAAAAAUGCGUGUGAAAAACUGUUGUACAAGUGCAGGCUGCCCGCUGCUGAUAGAAUAUUGAGCAAUGAGAAAAACUAGUGUCUCUUUCCCACAUGAGGAGUAGUGGCCACUAAAGAAUCUGUGCCUGCUGGGUGGUUAACAAAAGCCUCCCUUUUCUAUGUGCCUUUCUGUUAAAACAUAUCUUCUUUUUUUCUUUCCUUUUUUUUUUUUAAGUUUUGUUGUGCCCAGGUCUCAAAGUCAUCCCUUGCAGUUAGCAUGACUCGCAGUUAAUAGUUUGUCAAGAAGUGAAGAAAGCAAGGAGGAAAAAAAGCAAAAAAAUAAAUAGUAAGAAAAAUGUUUAGAGCAUCUCUUUGUGAUAUCUUUCAGGGAAGUACUUGAUUAAACUUUAGGUUUAUUUGUGUUCAAGGUUAUUGCUAUAUCCCUAUAGCUAUUUAUGUUUCUUCAUGUUGAAUAUGUAUUUACCAAAACACUGUAAAUCUAUUCCUUGUAUAACUCCAGUCUCAAAAUACAUGGUAGAGGCUCGACUUACAUUAGUAUGUGUUAAAUGAUGAUAGUCAUAUUGUGACAAAUGCUGCUUUUGCUCUGGUAAACUUAAAUGGGUUUGGUAAUACCAUUCAUGAAAUCUUACUUCGAUUUUAAUAACUUAUUUGAAAUUGCUGGCCACUGAGAAACUGCUCAAAGCUCUAAAAAUAGUAAUCUCUGUAUUAUUUGAUUAUUAUUAUUUUUUGUAAAACCAUAGAGCAAAUAUUAACUACGCAAGUAUCUUGUACUUCGUGUCCAUCUUUAUUUCAGUCUUGCUGGGUUUUGCACAUGUACCUGUAGGGUCCAUAGAGGAGAAUGAAGGGGGUUUUGUUUUCUCUCUGUAGUGUGUGAUGACUUUGCACUGAAUGAUGUAUGCCUUAGAUCUGAUCUUGCAAUGAAAGCAUAAUUAUGAAAACAACUUCUUAAUGCUGGCUUUUGUUUCCAUGAGAAUUAGGAAAUUAAAAAGACACAGAGUUGAUUGAUUUGGGGUUGGGUGGGUUUUUUUGGUAGGAGUUAAAACUCCUAACACAAGAUUGUUAACUGUCAAGCAAUUGGCAAAUAGCAGAAAAUGCUGUGAAGUCAAGAUUCUGUAUAACCUUCAUAAACAGUUUAACCUCAGUUUUGCCUGUGCUUGUGUGAUCGUGACAGUAAGUAUUCCAAAUUUCUAGCAUGGUGGUGGAUGAAGAGGGAGUAAUAAGCCUUUGAGGUUUUCAUCACUGUGAAAUACACUAACAUUUAUUCUUCAGAAUUACUCAAGUUUUAACUGAAUGGCUUUAUAUUUGCUACAGAAGUAACAAAAAUGCCUGUUCAGAAUGUCUUCAGAAAUAUCACAGGGGAAUGCUUGUGAGAAGGAGCUGGGAGGGAGAGAUCUUACCAUGUAUUGACAAUAAGAAAAACGGUGCCAUAAACCAUUAAUGCCUUUUGUGUAACAGGAUGUAUGAAAUAUGAGACAUUAAAAUACAACCAAACCUUGAAUAGUGGUGGUGUUUUGCAAAAAAAAAAAAAAAUUAUUUUGUAAUCCAGGGUUUUGCUUUCAAUAAUCCUGUCUUUUAGGUGUUGGUACUAAAACAUAUGUGAUCAAAAUGUACCUAAAAAUUCAGCAGUAGUUCUUCAUAUACACUCAUUAUUUUUUUUAACAGUUGGUUCUCUCUUUUCCAUCCUUUUUUCUACUGUGCAAUAUUUGGUUAAAAAUAUAUGUAUAUUUCAAAAGAACUGUAGUCCUGAAAUAUCAAAAGAACUAUGCAUUUGCUUUAUUACAAGCAUAAUAUGAUACUGUUUUACACCAAAAGCUCUUCCCUGUAGAUAGUGUUCUUACUGUCAGACUAAAUGCAUAAAUGGUCCACUGAUUGAAAAUGUUGAAAAUAGACAUGCAUGGUUCAUAUUCAAUCAAUUAAAAUUUAAACCUAGUUGUUUCACUGAUAAUGGAUUUAUUGUUAUAUCCUGAAAUGUAGCAUUUAAGUACAAGUUUAUUUUCCUCAUUCGUAUAAAAUCUUCCCAGAAAGAAUGUGCACUGGGAAGUGUUUCUAUUUCAACUGGUAACCUGCAAUUAGUCUACUUGGUUAAAAGCAUUUAUUAAUUGAAACUAUAUGGAAGAUAAAGUUGUGUCAUGAAAUACUUCGAACAAAGGCAGUUGAAAGCCAAGUGAAUGAUUAAUUCAUUAUAUAAAACAUAAUGUUUUGAUUAAAUGGAUUCUCUCGCAUUUAAGUUCUGACACUGAUAGUGUUAAGCCAUCUCAGAUUACUGUCUGUUUUAACAAUAGUAUUAUAUUAGCAGGUUAAAUAUAGCAAUCUAAUACGGUAUGAUUUGCUUCCAGUUUACUUUAACGUAUUUAGUGUUCCAGUUGUUCAGUAGCUGUUGUCUGUAAAAAAUAAAAAUAGAAAAUGUUAAGUUUCUCUGAAUGAAAAGGAAGGAGUAGCCCAUGACAUUGAUAGAUUUAACCAUUUCUCAGCUCAGACUAACCCUGUGACAUCAGUGGUCUGAUUUGACCACUGAUAUCAAGAGCAAUUGUUGAGGACCAAGAAUAUGAUGGAAAAAGCAAAUAUUGUGGGCUGUUGAAACUUUGUUUAGUUUUGGCUGCAGUUAAGAGACCACUGGCUUUUUUCCUUUUUUCUUUUUUUUUUUUUUUCUAAAAAAGACAAAUUCAUCUCAAGAGGUGGCUUUGGGAAUGGGGACUAGAAUGUGCCUUUAUUGAUUCUCCUAAUUUUGUUGCAGACUACUUGGAUAAGAGUCUUAGAUUAUGUGUUAUUUUGAGUUAGCUGCAGGUUUUGAAUGUUUAAUGAAAUCUAAUUUAAAAUAUUAAAGCAUUGAUUUUAAUAGACAUUAAUGAAACACUUCCGUUUACUUCUGAGUUAGUUGCUCAGCUUCUCUUUUCUUGGCUUUCACGAUGUCAUUUCUAGACUUGUCGUUGUUUUACCUUAUAAAAACACUUUGAAGUUUCCCACAGCUGUAAAACUGGCUUUGUCAUAGACAGGCCAAGUGAUGGUGAUGCUGCUGUUGCUCAAGACAGGAUGUUAGUAACCGCUGAAGGUGCAGUGCGGUGUUCAGACCAGCCUGGACUGAGCUCCUCUCUGAGGAAUUUAAACAGUGCUGCUAACAGUGGUAAAAAACAUGAAGAUAAUUUGAAGGAGCAUGUAGGAAAUGUUUCAUUCAGGGCGGAUAAGACCUGGGUUUUACUUAAAAUAAAUAAAUAAAAAUAGUGAGGAUAAAAAUAUUUUUAACAGCUAAGGAAGGGGUAGGAAAUGCAAGAUUUUUUUCCUUUGCAGAACACUCUUCUGUGUUUUAAAUGCAUCGUUUCUCUUGGAGAAAUUUCUUUACUAAAAGAGCCCUGCUGUUGAUGGGAUUUAAUUUUUGUCAAACUGACCUGGAAAACAAUUUUAAGUUAAACUUUUACCUGAUUUACUGCUUUGUCCUUUUUGGUAACAUUAAACAAAACUAAAAUCUCUUCCUUCUAAAAAUUCAUUUGGCUGUUCUCAUUUGGUGUCUUUUUGAGGCAAAUGGAACCUGAAUGUGGCUGGAUAACUAGUGAGGUUGCCACGCGUGCUAAGAGGAAACAGAUGCUUUGCUUAGAUCCAUUAGAGCCAUUACCGAACAUCAGUUACCAACUGAAAUUAGUCUAGGAUAUUUCUAUCAGCCUUUUGCAGAAUAAGCAUUUUGUAAAUAGGAAGUCUUUGCAGCUUGCUCUUCCAAGCAUUAGGAAGUCAUCUUGUGCUAAGUUAGAACUGAUGCUUUUAAAAAAACAAACAAACCCCCACCACAUUAAAAUCUGAAUCUUCAAGUAAGGAUGGACUAUUUGCUGAAAUGUAUACAAAACACACUUUUACAAUGAAAAAAAAAAAGUUUCUCAGUUAAAAAAAAAAAGGUAAAAAGCAAGCUGCUAGAAGUGAGUAUCUUUGUUGUGGGUGCAUAUUAUGUAGUCAUAAACCAAACUAGUUCUCAACUGGUAAGCAGUAUAAGCAGUAUGAGUUAAUGUACAGACAAGUCAACAUUGACCUAACCGCCUGAUUAAUUUCUCAGCUUUCUUGUGAAGGGUUGGUUGCAAUCCUGGUUCAGAAGUCCUUGCUGCAGAAUGGAAGGAGAAAGGGCUGGCUUCCUUAGGGAGGAGAUUGAAAGCUUGCUCAGUACAUCAGCAGUCGGUAUUGACCGUGGUGGGGUUGUAUUGACCUUAGUUGUAUUAUCUCACCUGAGUAGUCUAGUUUAAAGUACCAUGAAAUGUAUCUAUGUGAGUUUGCAAGGGCAGUGAAGCCCUUUGUUCAUUGCAGGAAAAAAAGGCUCAGGCCAGCAGUGUUAAUUUUCAUGGGCUUCAUUUGCUUCAAUUAAGCAGCAGGUUAGCAUGCUAGCCGUUGAGUUGUUCUUGAUCAGUGCCCUUCUAAUUCAGAGCUUCACACACAUGAAUGAAAACCUGGCGUAACUGUUGCUUUCCUAGUUUUUAAUAGAAAUUAAAUCACUGUCUGUAGAAAUUAGGUGGGAAAUCAGUAUAUGCGCUUAAAUGUAAAUAUAUUUCAAAUCCAGAUUUUUGGAAAAUAAAUUACAAGUAUCAAUGCUUACAUUCCCGUGACCUGUGCAAUGAGUACUAAACGUAAUUUAUUUAGAUUUUCACACUUCAUUGUGUAACCUUAAUAGAGAAAUACAAGAUAAAUAGUGGGGACAGUCCUAUCAAGGCUUGGAAAAUCAGCCAGGCAUUCAUAAUAACAAAUGAUGAUUGGUUAAAACUGACCUUCAUUGCAACCGAUACAGAAAUGUGCUUAAUACUACUGGAAUAAAUUACCUAACAGCUGGGAGAGCCAAAGUUAGGUUGGUUGUUUUUUGGUUGGGUUUUUUUUUUUUUUGGGAAGCUUUGCAAAAGCUUCCACUACUCUGGUAACUAAGUUUGUAUUUUCCAUAUACAUUCAGUUAGCAUUUUCGUCAGAGAUGUAGAAAAAGCUUGGAAGAUAAUAUCCAUUCAGUGACUCUGGAUAUUUUUUUUUAAUGGUUUUUUCUGUAGCACUCUAUAUUUUCUUCUUCUGAGAUCUUAGGUGCCAGUGCAUUAAAGGAAUAAAAGAAUGUAUUUGAUGUAUUUGGAAGGUAAGGAGUUUAUUUUGUAUCUUAAACUGUACUUUUCUUCUAAAUCAUUUGAAAUGCAAAUUGAUGUUGAUAUUACAAAGCUUAAUUUAUUGUUUAAAAAUGUAGACAAUUCUUGAAAUGAAUGUAUCAUUUUUCUUUUUUUUUAUUUUUAUAGGAAUAAAGUAUUGGUUAAUGUUUUCAGUAUAGUUUUCUUGGGUUUGGAACUGU
Molecule: messenger RNA, 10361 nt
Organism: Chroicocephalus ridibundus (black-headed gull)
Lineage: Eukaryota; Metazoa; Chordata; Aves; Charadriiformes; Laridae
Gene: PTPN3
Product: protein tyrosine phosphatase non-receptor type 3
Exons: 27
Coding region: 171-2969 (932 amino acids)
Biological process (GO): protein dephosphorylation
Cellular component (GO): cytoplasm; cytoplasmic side of plasma membrane; cytoskeleton
Molecular function (GO): cytoskeletal protein binding; protein tyrosine phosphatase activity
Source: RefSeq, a predicted model, not a curated record